Salvelinus namaycush (lake trout) is the source of this 708-nucleotide messenger RNA. RefSeq names its product synaptogyrin-1-like. The record is from RefSeq and is a predicted model, not a curated record. Bases 1 to 708 code for a protein of 235 amino acids. Lineage: Eukaryota; Metazoa; Chordata; Actinopteri; Salmoniformes; Salmonidae. The transcript has 4 exons. Gene Ontology annotation, cellular component: neuromuscular junction; synaptic vesicle membrane.
AUGGAGGGGGUGAUGCAGGGGAUGCAAGCAUACGGAGCGGGGAAGGCUGGAGGAGCCUUCGAACCUUUGACGUUCUUUCAACAGCCUCAAACUAUCCUUCGGCUUGUGUGCUGGCUCUUCUCCAUCGUGAUCUUUGGCUGUAUAGCCAACGAGGGCUAUGUGAACCGGCCUGACGAGAUUGAGGAGUUCUGCAUCUUCAACAGGAACCAGAAUGCCUGUAACUACGCCGUGGGGAUGGGCACCCUAGCUUUCCUAAGUUGUGCUGCCUUCCUGGCCCUGGAUGUCUACUUCCCCCAGAUCAGCAGCGUCAAGGACCGCAAGAAGGCUGUGCUUGCUGACAUCGGAGUGUCUGCAUUCUGGUCAUUUGUCUGGUUUGUGGGGUUCUGUUUCCUGGCCAACCAGUGGCAGGUUGCCAAGGAGGAGGACAACCCUUUAAGGGAGGGCGCGGACGCAGCCCGAGCCGCCAUUACCUUCGCCUUCUUCUCCAUCUUCACCUGGGCGGUGCAGGCCUUCCUGGGCUUUCAGAAGUACAAGCUGGGGGCUGACUCGGCCCUCUUCUCCCAGGAGUAUGUUGACCCUACCGCCGACCCCAACGCUGCGGCCCCCAUGGGCACUGACUACACGGGCUACACCGCCGACACUGACCCCGCGGCCAGCACAGAGCUAGCCUUUGACGGCUCCACUGGCUACCAGGGCCAGGAGUACUGA